Messenger RNA from Grosmannia clavigera kw1407, 306 nucleotides. RefSeq lists its product as uncharacterized. The transcript has 2 exons. Lineage: Eukaryota; Fungi; Ascomycota; Sordariomycetes; Ophiostomatales; Ophiostomataceae. The record is from RefSeq and is a predicted model, not a curated record. The coding region runs from base 1 to 306 and encodes 101 amino acids.
AUGACGCCCCUCGAACGCUUCAGCAAGUGGGUCCAGCUCAAGAUCUACCAGACCGAGGUGACCUACAGCGUCUACAUCUUCACCCCGGCCGAGAAGUUUGUCUUUUACAGCGUCGUCUUUUUGCUCUUCGCCCUCACGUCCAUCGCCACCUUUCUGUACCUGCCGCGGUACGUCGCCUUCCUCAUCGGCCGCGCCUGGUUCUACGCCCACGGCGACACCCUCGACGCGAGCACCAUCCUCGAGGCCACCACGGCCGCGGCCGGCAAGGCAGCAGAGGCGGCGGCAACCGUCGUGCGGGAGCUGUGA